Molecule: messenger RNA, 720 nt
Organism: Mangifera indica (mango)
Lineage: Eukaryota; Viridiplantae; Streptophyta; Magnoliopsida; Sapindales; Anacardiaceae
Product: 40S ribosomal protein S11
Exons: 6
Coding region: 113-592 (159 amino acids)
Biological process (GO): translation
Cellular component (GO): ribosome; cytosolic small ribosomal subunit
Molecular function (GO): structural constituent of ribosome
Source: RefSeq, a predicted model, not a curated record
CAGUAACUGUACCAUUUUAGGGUCUCACGUUAUAAACCAUCCUCUUUCUCUGGUUUAGGGUUCCUGCCUCCUUUGUUCUGUAGACAUCAGCGAGUCACCUCAGAAUCUAGUCAUGGCGGAGCAGACUGAGAAGGCGUUUUUGAAGCAGCCUAAGGUGUUUUUGAGCUCGAAGAAGUCAGCGAAGGGAAAGAGACCCGGAAAGGGAGGGAAUCGAUUCUGGAAGAGCAUUGGAUUGGGUUUCAAGACACCCAGAGAGGCUAUAGAAGGUACUUACAUUGACAAGAAGUGCCCCUUUACUGGCACUGUUUCUAUCAGGGGUCGUAUUUUGGCCGGUACUUGUCACAGUGCUAAAAUGAACAGGACCAUCAUUGUUAGACGCAACUACCUUCAUUUUGUGAAGAAGUAUCAGAGGUAUGAGAAGAGACAUUCUAACAUUCCAGCUCACAUAUCACCAUGCUUCCGUGUGAAGGAGGGAGACCAUGUUAUCAUUGGCCAGUGCAGGCCUUUAUCAAAGACGGUCAGAUUUAAUGUAUUGAAAGUGAUACCAGCUGGGUCUUCUGGUGGUGCAAAGAAGGCAUUCACAGCAAUUUAAGUUGCGGAUGUGGUUCUGACAUUAAAUUUUGUUACUGUUGUCGUAUGAGACAUUUUAUGUGACUUUGCCUUUAGUAUUAAGUUUCUUGUUUCGACAUGCCAUUCCUAGAUAAGUGAAUUUUUUAUUUA